Molecule: messenger RNA, 2212 nt
Organism: Arvicanthis niloticus (Nile rat)
Lineage: Eukaryota; Metazoa; Chordata; Mammalia; Rodentia; Muridae
Gene: Rpl22
Product: ribosomal protein L22
Biological process (GO): cytoplasmic translation
Cellular component (GO): ribosome
Molecular function (GO): RNA binding; structural constituent of ribosome
Source: RefSeq, a predicted model, not a curated record
GCAAUAGCUGCCCGAUCGUAAUUUAGGUAGUAGGGAAGGGCGAUCGAGAGGCCAGGGCUGAUCGAUUGAAGUUGCCUGGCUCCUUGCGUGCCCUGUGCGCUGCGGGCUCUUCGCGCCUGCGUAGUGCGCCCCCAUCCCUUUCUGCCUCCUCUGCCGCCAUGGCGCCUGUGAAAAAGCUUGUGGCAAAGGGGGGCAAAAAAAAGAAGCAAGUUUUGAAGUUCACCCUCGACUGCACCCACCCUGUGGAAGAUGGGAUCAUGGACGCUGCCAACUUUGAGCAGUUCCUCCAGGAGAGAAUCAAGGUGAAUGGGAAAGCUGGCAAUCUUGGCGGAGGGGUUGUGACCAUCGAGCGGAGCAAGAGCAAGAUCACUGUCACUUCCGAGGUGCCUUUCUCCAAAAGGUAUUUGAAAUAUCUCACCAAAAAAUAUUUGAAGAAGAACAACCUCCGAGACUGGCUGCGUGUUGUCGCCAACAGCAAAGAGAGUUACGAGCUGCGUUACUUCCAGAUUAACCAGGAUGAAGAGGAGGAGGAGGACGAGGAUUAAGACACAUUGGUCUGCAAUGUUUUCUAUCAAUUCAUAAAUAAAAUUUAGGAACAAAACCCAGUGGUUUAUCCUUGCAUCUCUGCAGUGUGGAUUGGACAGGAAGUUGGAAAUGACAGGGAGUGGGCUUUAACUGGGGGCUGCUCGUUUGUACAUAGACCCUUUUUUCCUGCUCAGAAAUUUCAGUUCUCCAGUAGUGAUGCCCAAACAGAAGGACCAGGCUAAGGGGCUGCAUCUGACACUGAGCCAGGUAGAGAGGAGAGGGUGGGCUGUGAACUCCAGCCAGCCCGAGUCAUAAAGAGCCUGGUGGUUGGUUAUAUCUGGUUCCCAUCUCAAAGUAAGGUUUGAGACACUGUGGUGCUCCUCAGUAGAAACAAACAGGUGAUUUCUUUGUGUGUGUGUGUGUUUUUUCUUCUGGAAAAUGGCAGCCAGUAAGACAGGUUUCAGGGACAUUUGUCACCAGGUCUGAACACAAGCUGCUCACAGCUGUGUAUACUAACCUUUUUCCUUCCUACUGAAAUAAGAGGGGGUGUCUUUCAAUAUCACUGCUGCAUAUUCUUCCCUUUAUUAAAGGAUCUGUAAAAGUAAAAAGUAUGCUGGCAGCCAUGCCUUUAAGUGGCUCUCUGUAGGGUAUUUGUGAGUCAGAGGUCAACAAGGGCUUGUAGGGGAAACUAAAAGCCCAUGGCUUCUGUCUUUGCAACAAGCUAUUUGUCUAUCCUCCAGCAGAGGGCGAGGAGGACAGCUUCCAGAUGUUCCCAGUAGGGGGAGCCCCUCUGGGCCCAGAGCUCCAGAGGCUUAUGGGGAGGAGCACCAGUUCUGGUGGAGGAGGGCCUUUGAUGGGAAGAUACGGAAGUGCUGCUUCCUAAGCCGGCACAGCUGGACUUUGACAAAAGUCCUAGUCUGGGACCACAGCCCAGUGGUGGAACUCUUACCUAAUGGGCUCCAGGUUUAAUCUCCAGUCCAAGCUGUGUGUACCUGCAGGGCUCUGGGCAUGGAAGGCCCUGUGGGGUUUUGUUGCCACUGUGUGUGGCUGGAGGACUGGCAAGCAGGAAAUGUCUUUAUCAAGGGUUACCUUGGAAGACUUCCCCAACACCAUAGGGUGCUCCUCUGGUCAAAAACUGUGCAGAAGCAUCUGCUUGCUUUCUAAUAACAGUAUGCAAUGCUUAAAGGGCUCGUUUACAGCCGGUGGCCACACUUGAGGCCCGGACAUCAAAUGUCCAAGUUCUGCCGCACUUCCAAGUAUUCUCGUGGUCUGUAGAGUUUAACCUGUUGAGGCUUUGCAAUACUCCUGUGGCAAAGGCUCUAGUGCUUUCUGUUUCUAUGCAAAUUUCUCGAAGCAGAACUAUUACUGUCUUUCUCCUCUGCCCGUGGAGGAGGAGGCGGUUCCUUCCAACUUCAGGUGCAGCCCCUCGUGGUGAUUGGCGGUCUUUAAGUCUGUGACUUGGGUCUGCAGAUCUCAAUUGUAACAUUGGUGUACCAUGUGGUGGUUUUUAGUUCGGCUGUAAAAAUUAACCCUGGGUUGAUUAGCAUAUGCUUCUGAAAGAUGGUCCCAGAUUUUGAAACUUGUAAUAAAAUGGAAACUCGCUGGUUUUUAUGCCUUUCUAACUCUUGUAUUUGAAUGGAUGUUGAUCACUUUUUGUAUUAAAGUGGCUGACACAUGGCUACUGUCA